AUGAAACAACCACGAGCUAAGAGCAACAAGCAGCCAAACAAGGAUCUGAAAUCCAGAAAUGAAGAACAAACACUACCAGAUCUGAGCAAAUGUUACCUGCAUAUCUCACUUGACGAUUUCAAGAGGAGUGACGGCCAUGUCAGUGAGACCGCAACUGAGGAUAUCGCCGAAAGUACAGGAGGCAUAGAAAGCCGGAGAGUACAUCUCGAUCUUCCCGGGAUCGCUUUGCAGCAAGUUCCUGUGCAUGUCUGA
Molecule: messenger RNA, 252 nt
Organism: Linum trigynum
Lineage: Eukaryota; Viridiplantae; Streptophyta; Magnoliopsida; Malpighiales; Linaceae
Source: the annotation of a GenBank genome assembly